AUGCGACCAUGGCCAAAAUAUAUCUGCUCCCGCUUGUGCGUGACCUUCUCUCUGCGAACUCGUCCCCACUUCGCACAAGCGAGCAGACCUUUGGCGACCCCAUGGUUAUUUGCCGUUGUCACGCCGUUGACCCUACCAUCAUCGUUUGUGCUGGCGCACCUCCCAACUCAAGGCCGCGCAAGCGUGGAGUGGUAUGCAAACUUUAUCUUAUCUGUCGUCUGUACCUCAGGAUCGCGUUGCAUGGCGUGCGCGCAGACUGCUGGCAAGCAUUCCGUGACGUGGAACAAGGCAACCUUUAGCAGCACCCGACCCUGUGAUCUGACCGCUUCCGAAAACGCAGCAUCAGCACGUAUGGGACUUCCGGAACUUGGGGCGUAA
Schizophyllum commune H4-8 is the source of this 378-nucleotide messenger RNA. RefSeq lists its product as uncharacterized. The transcript has a single exon. The record is from RefSeq and is a predicted model, not a curated record. Lineage: Eukaryota; Fungi; Basidiomycota; Agaricomycetes; Agaricales; Schizophyllaceae. The coding region runs from base 1 to 378 and encodes 125 amino acids.